GAGAUUAAUGUUGUAAGACGUUUGGCUUACUGCGCAAAGUCUUCCUGUCUGCUUAUUAUAUACUAAGAUUCAAAUAUGCUCACCAGUGAAUCCUCAGAUUCUGCACCUGCCAUUUCUUAAAAGUUUUUCUUGUCCUUGCUGUCGUACUUCAUUUUAUCCUGGUCAUGGCACCAAAAAAUAUUAAUACAGAUGUAAGAAGUUCGGCUCACUGUGCAAAGUCUUCCCGUCUGCUUAUUAUUUACUAAGUGCAUAAAAGAAUAGAAAAUUUUGACAAAAUCGGCAUUUUCUCUGCUAUAAACAAAAAAAAAAAUGCGAGCCUUUCAAAUCUGGAGAAAAAUCUCCAAAUCAGACUUCACUUUUUGUAAAUCCAAAGUCAUCACCAGAUUUCUAAGCUCUCAUCCUGUCCCCGAGGCCUGGAGACGCCCAUUUGAUCCACCCAGCCCAGAGUUUGAUUGGCUGUACCUGUGUGAUGAUAAGAAUCGAGCAGCCAUAGAGGAAAACAUCGUAAACCGCAAAGGAGUUGGAGAUAUAAACGAAGUUAUAUCACUAUGGAAGACAUUUCAAAAAGAGAAGGAUGUUGCAAAAAAGGAGUCCCUUCUUCAACAACUGAAUGAAGCAGCUUCUAAGAUCCCAAAUAGGACCUCCCCCGCUUCUCCCAUAGGAAGUGAGGAACAGGCAGAAUGCAAAGGCCUUUUUGGAACAAAAAAAGAAUUUACAUUUAAACCUCAGUCAGUGAUGGAAAUUGGAAAGAAAUUAAAUCUACUUAGAACAAGUGAUGUUGGUCAUACUACAGGGCCUCGAACUUACUACUUCCUGUCAGAUUUUGCAAAACUAGAGCAGGCCCUGAUUAGGUAUACCCUGGAUAAUAUUCUUCCACAGGGAUUUACUCUAGUUUCUGUCCCAGAUAUUCUCAAUGCCAGCGUUGUUGAAGCUUGUGGAUUUAGGACAACCGGUGACAGGAACCAGGUAUACAAGCUGGAAUCUAAUCGCCAUGACAACCCUCUCUGUCUAGCAGGAACAGCUGAAAUAUCACUUGCUGGUCUCUUUAUGAAUGAGACUUUAACAACUCUUCCAAAGAAGGUGUGUGCUGUGAGUCGUUGCUACAGAGCAGAAGUCUCGCGUUUGGAGGAAGAACAAGGCAUCUAUAGGGUUCACCAAUUCACUAAGGUUGAAAUGUUUGGAGUUACUCAAAAUCAAGGAGGAGAUGAUUUACUUCUAGAGUUUUUGGAAAUAGAGAAACAACUUUUUCAAAACUUAGGAUUGCAUUUUAGAGUACUUGAGAUGCCUACACAAGAAAUAGGAGCACCCGCUUACAGGAAAUUUGACAUUGAGACCUGGAUGCCAGCUAAAGAGCUGUGGGGAGAGAUUUCAAGUGCUUCCAACUGUACAGAUUACCAAAGCAGGAGACUAAACAUCAAAUACAGGGAGGAAAACAAAGAAGAUGGAGUACAUGCAGAAACAGUGAAUGGAACAGCCUGUGCUGUGCCAAGAUUGAUCAUGGCCAUCGUAGAAAACAACCAGCAGGAGGACGGGAGUGUGGUCAUUCCCGAGGUACUCCGACCCUACAUGUCCGGACAGACUCAUCUCCAGAGGUCACCACUCAGAGGCAAGCUGACCUUCUCCAAGGGAAAGUACGCAAGAUAAGAGAAUGGCCCUGCAAUGUCACAUCUGUGAAAUAGACAUCCUCCAGAUAAGAGAAUUAAAGGAUAUGCCUGUUACAUAUGUGAAAUAGACAUCCUCCAGAUAAAGGAACGGCUAUAUUUGUUACAUGUGUGAAAUGGACAUCCUCCAGAUAA
Messenger RNA from Magallana angulata, 1796 nucleotides. RefSeq names its product serine--tRNA ligase, mitochondrial-like. The record is from RefSeq and is a predicted model, not a curated record. Gene Ontology annotation, biological process: mitochondrial seryl-tRNA aminoacylation. The transcript is spliced from 15 exons. Lineage: Eukaryota; Metazoa; Mollusca; Bivalvia; Ostreida; Ostreidae. Bases 310 to 1644 code for a protein of 444 amino acids. Gene Ontology annotation, cellular component: mitochondrion. Gene Ontology annotation, molecular function: serine-tRNA ligase activity; tRNA binding; ATP binding.